Molecule: messenger RNA, 408 nt
Organism: Mycena indigotica
Lineage: Eukaryota; Fungi; Basidiomycota; Agaricomycetes; Agaricales; Mycenaceae
Exons: 3
Coding region: 1-408 (135 amino acids)
Source: RefSeq, a predicted model, not a curated record
AUGCGUUACUUCACCACCGCUUUCACGCUUGCGCUGUGCCUUACCCUCGCUAACACUGUCCCCAUCCGGCGGGUGGCACCACUGCGCCGGGCAUUGGAUCCUACCGUCAACUGCCCCGACAAGGAUGACAAUGGGUCGCCUCUCCUCGCGUCCGGCGUCGCUGACGAAGGCCAAUUCUCGUCGUGCACGUACGAGGAUGCAAAACAAUGCCAGUACUUCGCUGCGGACGGUUCAUUCUCCUCCGGCGCAAGCACCUGUCCCGACGGUCUGCCACAGAACCUCGAGGUCUUCAAUAAAGGCGGCGCUGCCAAGACCGAAGAGACCAAGACCACCACUGUAACUGAGCGCAUUACCGUCGUCGUAACGAAGACGAUCGCGAUCGUCGUGCCCACCCCGGUGCGGGAUUAA